Brenthis ino (lesser marbled fritillary) is the source of this 1611-nucleotide messenger RNA. Lineage: Eukaryota; Metazoa; Arthropoda; Insecta; Lepidoptera; Nymphalidae. The record is from the annotation of a GenBank genome assembly.
AUGGAACAGGUUAAUCAAUUAAAAGAAAAGGGUAAUGCAGCUUUGUCUUCUGGCAAAUAUGAUGAAGCCAUAAAAAACUACACCAGUGCAAUAGAAUUAGAUCCUAAAAACCACGUUUUGUUUAGUAAUCGUUCAGCGGCACACGCUAAGGCUGGAAACUACCGGGCUGCACUGGAAGAUGCAAAUAAAACUGUAUCAUUGAACCCUUCAUGGAGCAAGGGUUAUUCCCGCAAAGGUAGUGCCCUAGCAUAUCUCGGAAAGCAUGAGGAGGCAAUUGCUGCGUACGAGAAAGGUCUGGAACUUGAACCAAGUAAUCAACAACUAGCUGCAGGGUUGGCAGAAGUGAAAAAGCAGGCAGAAGAAGCUAGAUUAAGAACAGAGGCCUUAUUUGAGAAGUUAAAAGCAAAUCCCCAAACCAAAGAAUGGCUUAAGGAUCCUGAAUAUGUCAAUAUGGUUAAGAGUCUCAAUCCUUACGAUAUAUCCACACUAGAUUCCAGAAUGGAGGACAAGCGUAUGCUAACAACACUUAGUGUUAUGCUCGGUCUAGAUUUAGGUUCUCCAAUGGAUGUAGACCCACCAGCUCCAGAAAAUCCAGAGCCUCAACCAAAAAAAGAAGAGCCACCUGCACCAAAAUAUGAAGAUUUACCCGAAAACAGAAGGUUAGCCUUACAGGAAAAGGAUUUAGGCAAUGAGUGCUAUAAGAAGAAAGAUUUUGAUGCUGCCCUAGUACAUUACAAUAAAGCUAUCGAACAUGACUCAACGGAUAUAACUUUCUACACAAAUAUGGCGGCAGUGUACUUUGAACAAAAGGAAUAUGAGAAGUGUAUUAAGGAAUGUGAAAAGGCGAUUGAAAUUGGCAGAGAGAAUAGGGCUGACUUCAAGCUUAUUGCCAAGGCUUUCACUAGAAUUGGUAACGCCUACAAAAGGAUGGAGCAGUGGAAGUUAGCGAAGACCUAUUAUGAGAAAUCCAUGUCAGAGCAUCGCACUCCGGAGAUCAAGACAUUGCUCAGUGAAGUGGAGAAGAAGAUUGUGGAGGAAGAGAAAAAGGCCUAUGUAGACCCGGUCAAAGCGGAGCAAGAGAAGGAACUUGGCAAUGAGUACUUUAAGAAGGGCGAUUACAGCUCAGCAAUGAAGCACUAUAGUGAAGCGAUCAAACGCAACCCGGACGACCCCAAGCUGUACUCUAACCGUGCCGCGUGCUACACGAAGCUGGCCGCCUUCGACCUCGGUCUUAGGGACUGCGACCAGUGCUGCAAGUUGGACCCCAAGUUCAUUAAGGGUUGGAUCAGAAAGGGCAAGAUCUUACAGGGUAUGCAACAGCCUUCCAAAGCUCUCACCGCAUACCAGAAGGCACUGGAGCUGGACCCGAGCAAUGCUGAGGCCUUGGAAGGGUAUAGAGCCUGCUCUACACAACUCAACUCCAACCCUGAAGAGGUCCGUAAACGCGCCAUGUCUGACCCCGAAGUGCAAUCCAUCCUCCGGGACCCUGCUAUGCGUUGCAUCCUUGAACAAAUGCAACAAGAUCCUCAAGCUUUACAAGAUCAUCUCAAAAACCCUGAGAUUGCAGCGAAAAUACAAAAGCUAUUGGAGUCUGGUCUCAUCGCCAUACAU